Macrosiphum euphorbiae (potato aphid) is the source of this 915-nucleotide messenger RNA. The record is from the annotation of a GenBank genome assembly. NCBI's taxonomy places the organism in Eukaryota, Metazoa, Arthropoda, Insecta, Hemiptera, Aphididae.
AUGGAUUCUGACACUGAAAAUCGGAGGGAAGAAAAUGGAGAUGCUCCCAGACACACUUUAAUUGGAAAAUGUGUUAUGAAAACCUUAUCUCAUCCUCUGGAUUAUGCUAGAUUUUUGGUGCAGGUUGGCCAUGAACCGAUGGCACCAUAUCGCUACAGAAGUAUUUUUGGUGAAGAAAGAUUGUUUCUGCCAAACUUAGUAGUUUAUGCUAAAUACAUUUAUUCAGUUGAUGGAUUUAAAGGAAUGUAUGUUGGAUUAGCUCCUAAGAUCAUAGGGAUUUGUAUUGAACAUUUUUCGUCAUCACUAAUGUCUGAUUAUAUUCAAAUUGAUAAAAAUCUAAAUGUAGAUAAUACAGAUUCAGAUUUAGAAGUAUGGAAAAAAUGUGCAAUAAAAACAUCAAAAGAAAUGAUAUGUACAGCCACAAGUAUCAUAUUGAGCCAUCCCUUACACAUUGUUUCUAUGAGAAUGAUGGCCCAAUUUGUGGGUUACGAACAUCGUUACACUUUAGUGUUACAAUCAAUUUCACUUAUUACUCGUGAAGAGGGAGUAAAUGGACUCUUCACUGCUAUCAUUCCACGUCUGUUAGCUGGUUUGGGAACUGUAAUUCUUGUUAAUGUAGCAAAACAAGCAUUUUCACGUUAUUUAUUUGAUCCUUCACCCAUGACUUUGAAUAUUGCUGACUUUGCUGCUUCGUACUUAGCUAAUGCAGCUACUUAUUCAUUUAAUGUUGUUACUGCUUGUACAGCAAUUAACAACUGCGGGUUAGCUGCUGGCAUGCCUCCAGAUAUGCCUGUAUUUGGAAAUUGGUUGGAAUGUAUGAAAUAUCUUUACAGAUGUGAUCAGUUGAACCGUGGAUCAUCAACUUGGUUCAGGCGUGUUCCACAAACUCAAUCAAAACUUUUAAAAUUGCUAUGA